CUGCCAUCAACGAUGACACAGUGAACUCCUUGCUGCGCCUGGUUGGAAUGCAGUUGAACGGAACGGCCAGUACCGUCACGAUGGCCGCCGCCUCCGAGCCGCCCGAGCCGCCACCGCGGAAUCCGGACAAAAUCAACGCCUCGCUGAAGCAGCUCGCCGAAUCGAAAACUCGCUCACUGGACACGGCCGAUAAGACGGCGGCUGCGUCGAGCACGACCAGCAACGGUGGCCGGCCAUUCCGGCCAAUCCUCUCACUGGACAAUGCCAAACCGACCAAACCAUUCGAAGCAGCCGACCGUGGAACACCCACAUCCGCACCGAUCCUACCCUUCGGAAGUGCCACCGGAACCGGAAGCGACCACCAGCCGGCAACCGGCCAUGUGGGACCCGAGCCCGGUACCAGCACCAGCGGGCAACGACAAUCGAACCUAGCAAGCUUAUCGUCCUCGUCCGGUGAGGCGAUGGCAGCUGCAGCUGCGUCGACGGCCAACGGAACCACCGGUGAAGGCGCUGGCCCGAAUCCGUUGGCCUCCGGUAGCGGUUUGGAUAAAGCACCCGGCCAGAAACAGCCCAGCCCGACCGCUACCGGUGAAGGCGAUAAUCUUUUCAAGAACGGUGUCACCGAUCUGGAAUCGCCACAAACGACCAAGAUUCGGCUGGAGAACGAGCGGUUGUCAGCUGAGAUUACGCGGCUGAAGCGACUGCUCGAGAACUCGCCGGAUGGUGCGGUCGGUGGAAUUGACAUGCUCUCGGAAAGCAACAGCUUCGAUGUGCACUCGGCCGAGGAUAGCAGUGGCAGCAAGAUGGAGAAGCUGGAGAACGAGCUGCGAAUAUCCAAGGAGCUGAUUCAAAGUUUAAAGCUCGAACGCAAAAAGCUCCGCUCGGACAAAACCGACCUGCUGUCACAGGUGAAGCAGCUGUGCGCCUCCCUGCAAGAUAAAGAGGCAGAGUUGCGUAACUUUAUCCGCAACUACGAGCAGCGGAUACGCGAGUCCGAAACGAACUCAGCCAAACAGAGCACGGACCGGGAACGCGAAAGAUGGUCCCUGCUGAAGCACGCCCGUGACGAAGCCGAACGCUCGAUUGCACUUGCAGCGCAGCUGAAUGCACGCGACAUGCAACUGCAGCGGACGCAGGAGCAAUUGCAGGAAGCUCGCCGGCAACUGUCAGGAUGUAUGUCGGAUCAGGAGAGUCUCGUCUCGGCUGCCCCGCUAACACCGCCGUCCGGAUUGAUGGCACACAACCCGGCAGCUCCAGCAUCAACGCCGGGUGUUGGGUACAGCAACAUCAGCGGAACACCCGGAGAUCGUGGUUCGUGUAGUGCCGAUUCGGGCGUGAGAGACUUCAUUGCAGGAAGCAGUGAUCGCGAGAGUGCUGCCGGCGAUCUGAACCUCAGCGAUGGGCCGUGUGACAAUGGGCCCUGCAUACAGGUGGACUCGGACAGUGUGUCGCUGGUUUCCAGCCACCACAACGUGUACCAGUAUGGAACGCCGAAGGAGCGAAGUCCGACACUGUCACCGCUGAACGCUGGAGCUUACUCGAGGUCCGUGGAUAGUGCCGCUCUCUCCAGCUCUUACAGGUCCGUCGAGCAGCUCGGUUCACCGGUGGACAACGAGAAUCAAACCUUCGCCCGAAGACUGCAGCAGCAACAAUCAGCGGGUGGUGCAACGGCCACGGCAUCCUCGUCGAAAGCGACCACCGGGCUAACGGGACGAACUGGCCGCGGUGGCACCUGGGGUAGCAUAUCGCGCGUGUUCGCACGUAGCCGCAACCGCAACAAGAACGCACCGAUCGAUACCGAGGCGUCUGACUUCCAGUGGAGUCCGCUCACGGAGGAAGGAUACGCCGAGAAGUUGCGGCUGUUGCGAGAGGCCUCCUCGAUGCCGAUGGAACGCUGGAGGGCGUCGCAGGUGCUCGCGUGGCUUGAGGUAGCUCUCGGUAUGCCUCAGUACAGUGGGCGUUGUGCGGAGAACGUCAAAAGCGGCAAGGUGCUGCUGGAGCUAAGUGACGCCGAGUUGGAGACUGGACUUGGCACUACGCAUCCGAUGCACCGGAAAAAGCUGCGGCUUGCGAUCGAGGAACAACGUCGACCGGAGUUGGUACGCUACCCGACCAUUGGCCAGCUAGGACACACCUGGGUGGCGUCAGAGUGGCUACCCGACAUUGGACUGCCACAGUACGCGGAAUCGUUCAUGCACUCGCUCGUGGACGCACGAAUGUUGGACACCCUCUCGAAGAAGGAGCUUGAGAAGUACCUGGGCGUCACCAGGAAGUUCCACCAGGCGAGCAUAGUGCAUGGAAUCCAUGUGCUGCGUAUCAUGAAGUACGAUCGGCAGUCCAUCGCCAUGAGACGUCUGCAGUCGGAGAACGUCGAUACCGAUCCGAUCGUGUGGACUAAUCAGCGUUUUGUUCGCUGGGCUCGAUCGAUCGAUUUGGGCGAGUACGCGGAUAACCUAAAAGAUAGUGGCGUCCAUGGUGGGCUGGUCGUGCUGGAGCCUUCCUUCUCUGGGGACACGAUGGCGACGGCCCUUGGCAUACCGCCCUCGAAGAACAUCAUCCGCCGGCACUUGGCCACCGAAUUCGAGGCACUCAUCCUGCCGGCAAGAACGACCAUGGGCCAAGGAAUCCGGACCGGAGGCGGUGCGGUCAUUCCCAUCGCGAGUGGAAUCGGGAUGGUGCCCGCGGUUCCUGGCGAUCGUCGCAAUACCGGUAGCUUGCGCUUCGCCGCCUGGAAAGGAUCUCAGGGCUCACUAACGAAGGCAUUCCGUAUGAGCACGAACUACAAGACACGGGGAAGUGGCGCUAAUGGUGGCGGCAGUGGAGCCGGUUCCGACAAAAACAGCGUCUACAGCUCAACCUCACCAACGCCCUCAUUCAGCAGCAGCGAGGGUGGUAUCUACGCCACCGUCGGUUCGCUUCAGAGCCAUCCGGCUUUCUUCCAUCAUUUGCCACCACCGACGUCGGCGCCACCACCCAUUCCCGGUUGCUCGGGGCUGCGGUCAGUUGAGACAGGACCGGCUGGAGCUGGACCUUCGGAGCGACUCAACGCCACCAGCAACCGGGUCAGUGCGCCACCGCUGGAUAGCGGACACUCGACACUUCCGAAAUACGCCCAACACCGGCGAGUCAAGAGCAUCAGCGACAUCGAGAUUCCCUCCGUUGGACCGGUGGGUUAG
This is a messenger RNA of Anopheles nili, 3176 nucleotides long. RefSeq names its product kazrin-A (gene Liprin-gamma). Gene Ontology annotation, molecular function: protein binding. The transcript is spliced from 13 exons. The record is from RefSeq and is a predicted model, not a curated record. The coding region runs from base 48 to 3176 and encodes 1042 amino acids. Lineage: Eukaryota; Metazoa; Arthropoda; Insecta; Diptera; Culicidae.